Messenger RNA from Nilaparvata lugens (brown planthopper), 3748 nucleotides. Its product is annotated as kinesin-like protein KIF11. Lineage: Eukaryota; Metazoa; Arthropoda; Insecta; Hemiptera; Delphacidae. Gene Ontology annotation, molecular function: microtubule binding; ATP binding; plus-end-directed microtubule motor activity. The record is from RefSeq and is a predicted model, not a curated record. Gene Ontology annotation, cellular component: spindle microtubule; nucleus. Gene Ontology annotation, biological process: microtubule-based movement; mitotic spindle assembly.
UAGCAAUGACAUAGUUUAUUUGUUGUUUUUCAGUUCUUGGUUUGCAUCUGUUUAUUAUUUAUAUUCUUACCAAAUAGAGUAUCAUAUUGAUUAAUCUAUUAUUUGUUGGGAUUUUCAAACAAGUUGUUGAGAUUUUAAUAGGCCUAGGUAUUUUCAGUCAUUGAAUUAGCUAAGGCCUACUCUGUACAAUUACAAAUUGAUUAUGCUUUCAUAUCAUUUGAGCAAGACACCUAACAGAAUGGCCGAGCCUAGGCACAGAGAGAACAUUCAAGUGUUUGUCAGGGUCAGGACCAUCAAUUCGAAAGAAAAGGCAGAGAAUGGCUACUCUGUUAUCGACUGCUGUGACCAAGAGGUUGUGGUUCGAGACUCGGUCACUCGAGCAAAACUCAAGACGUUCACCUAUGACAAGGUUUUCAACCCCAAAAGCAAACAGUUCGAUGUAUACAAAGAUGUUAUGCAGUCGCACAUCGAAGAGGUGCUGUCUGGAUAUAACUGCACAGUUUUUGCCUACGGACAGACCGGAACUGGAAAAACCUACACUAUGGAAGGAGAAAAGUCCAGUGAAGUCACAAAUUGGCAAGAGGAUCCAAAGGCUGGAAUAAUUCCACGUGCGCUGAGUCAAAUCUUUGAUGAGCUGCAAAACAAGCAUUCGGACUAUGCGAUACGUGUCUCUUUCCUGGAAUUAUAUAAUGAAGAGUUAUUUGACCUUCUUUCUCCAGUUGAUGAUACAACAAAGCUACGGCUUUUCGAAGACAGUAGCAAGAAGGGAUCUGUCAUUAUAAAAGGCCUAGAAGAAGCCACUGUCACAAACAAGGAUGAGGUAUACAAGAUAUUGGAAAAAGGAUCGGCCAAAAGACAAACCGCCUCCACUCUAAUGAAUGCUCAGUCCAGCCGAUCGCACACGAUCUUCUCGGUGACAGUGCACAUAAGGGAGGACGACUACGUGAAGGUGGGCAAGCUGAACCUGGUGGACCUGGCGGGCAGCGAGAACAUCGGCCGGUCGGGAGCGAUCGACAAGCGCGCGAGGGAAGCGGGAAACAUCAACCAGUCGCUGCUGACGCUCGGCCGUGUUAUCACCUGCCUUGUCGAGCGCUCGCCGCAUAUCCCCUACCGAGAAUCAAAACUGACUCGUCUAUUGCAAGACUCGCUUGGAGGCAAAACGAAAACGUCGAUUGUGGCGACCAUUUCUCCGGCCAACACCAACAUUGAAGAAACGCUCAGCACCUUGGAGUACGCGCAUCGCGCCAAGAACAUUCAGAACAAACCUGAGGUCAACAAGGUCCUCACUCAGAAGAAUAUUCUCAAGGAAUACAAUGAGCAAAUCGAGCGACUGAAACGAGAUUUGAAGGCUGUUCAGGACAAAAGUGGAAUAAUAAUUUCUGAGGAGAACUACCAGCAUAUGAUGCAGCAAAUCGGAAGUCAAGAGGCGGAACUGGUCGAGAAAAUGAAUGAAAUCAAAGCUUUGGAGGAAGAGAGAGAUAGACAGUCGCGAAUCAUGGAACACUUUGAAACUUUACUGAAAGAGAAACAGGCAGAGCUGGAGAGUGUGAAUGAAGUGUUGAUCAAAACUGAGACGGUCAAAAAAGAAAUAACAGAACAAGCAAAAGAACUGCAAGAGGUGGUCAAGGUCACAUCCAAACAUACGGAACUGCUUCAUGAUAAAUUGGACAGAAAAGCUAAGUUAGACUUGCAGAAUGCCGAAGCUCUUGCGAAAUAUAAGUCAGAGUUCAACAAAUAUUUCAAAGAAUUAGGAAAACUGCACACUGCUUACUCUCAAGCUGACGAUGCUCUUACUGAGGAACAAAAUAAGUUCUUGGAACGACUAGCUGAAAAAGAUGAAGAAAUAACCAAAGAUUCCUAUCAAACGUGUGCUGCUAUUGAGGAAAAGAUGACUGAAGCUAUUUAUAGGAUUGAAAACCUGAUGACCAAAAAUCUUAAUAAAUCGAUUGAUUGGAUGAAAAUUUUGGAAGAAACUAUGCAAGAAGUCUACGAGAGAGAAAACAAUGACUUCAUAAUGUAUAUUGAACAAACUGCUGUACCUUUAGUAUUCACAAUUAUUGAAUUCAAAGAAAAGAUGAUGGCGGACGUUUCCCAGCUAGAAGCUGUAAAUAAUGAUGGUAUUGAUACAAUGCAAUUGGACAGUGAUAUGAAGAGAGAGAUGCUCGCUCAGUUGAAAGAUGACCAAGUAGCAGUGAAGGGAGCAAUCGAUGCAGUUGCCAGUCAAUUAAUCACUUUGCAAACAAAACAUCAUCAACUCGCCUCAAAUUACGAUCAGCAAAUGAUGAAAACAAAUCAGUUGAUGGGUGCCAUAAAUGAAUCUAACAAAAGAAGGAGACAGCUAGACAUUGACUUGGUUAAACAAAAUAGUUCUCUGGAUGAGAAAGAAAAGUGUCUGAUUGAAAGUUUCACCAACUUCUCCUCUUUCAUGGAAGAAAAAAUGGCUAGUUUUGGAGAAAUGAUAGAAGAUGCUGAAAGGCAUAGGAAGGAGAAAAUCGAAGAGGCUCAGCGGCUAUGUCAAGAAUAUGAAACUCAAAUCGAUGAUGGGCGAUCACUGUACAUGGAGGAUAUUGUUUGCUACAGACGUGGUAUAGCAGAAAAGCUGAAAUCGUUUACGAGCUCACAGGCUGACAUGAUUUCUUCCUCUUCUCAGAUGAUUUCUUCCAUUGUAAGUGAUGGAAAAUCUGAUUUGUGUGAAUUGACUGCUGCAAACGAAGAGACAAAGUUGCUGGUCGAUUCAGUGGCUAACAAAUUGCACGAGUUUGAAGAAAAACUGACUGCAAUACAAAUGUUGGCGCAGAAAAGCGCUGAAGAGCUAGUUAAUAUGAUGAAAGAGCACAACAGCACUUUGAAAGAAACGUCCGAACAAGAAAUCAAAGAAAUUAUGGAUGGUUUUGACUCGUUCAGUUCAAGCUUGACGAAUUUCUUGAAAAAUAAACUACUUGUGACACCAGCUUCAGGUGACACCCCAAAGAGAGAAGAUAUACUGAAGAUCACAGAAGAGGCUGGAGUCGAAAUUGAUGAUGUUGACUCAAUCCCAAGUACGAUUGGGUUGCGUCCGCCAAGUCAAAUACAAACUUACAAGGAAAAGGAGAACGUAAAAGAGUCUAAAAUAGGAAAGGCUAAUACUGCAGUACCUCGAACGACGAGGAUUUUGGAAGAAAUUAACAACUAAUGAUCUCAUUUUUUAUUAGAAAAAUUGAAACUUGUGAGAUGAUCUUCAAAACUGUUUUUGCCAUUCGUAUUUUUCUUCUAUAUUCUAUUCACCAUAUUAUGUUGUUUACAGCAUGGAUACUUUCAAGUUUCUCACACUUUUCUUUACUUAAUCAAAUAAUAAUACAUUGUAUAACAAUUUUAUAAUAAUUGUUCAAUUGAAUGUUAAAUCAAUUAUUGAUAUGUAACUACUUCUAUUUUUAGAUAAUCCUUUAUUAUUGUAUGGUGAUUAACUUCCAAUUACUACCGUGCAUGUACAAUCUGCUGAAAUAAGUAAUAAGUUUAUAUUGUAAAAAUAAGUAUUUUUAUGACUUGUCAUAAUUUUUAUAAUUUGACUUAUAUUUUCAUGUAUUCUCUUAUUAUAAUUUUUUUAUUCACUUAUUGUUGUAAUUGUAUUGAUUAAUGAAUAUUAUAGGGAUGUUAUAGUUCUUCAAUAUUAUCAGAUAAUCUCAUAUUAAGAAAGUACCUUAUAUUGUGUAAAAAAUUAUAUUUUUAUUAAAAUACUUUUAUCUACCUAUAAUGAUUGGGUAAUCAUUAA